UUGGUACACAGCAAGGAGCCAGGGGGUGUGCCAUUAAAGCUACUGGUGAGGAGUGGUGGAAGCCCAGUGACCAGGCAACGAGGGUCGGUGCAAGAUGAAGGUGUUCCUGUCUCUUCUGUUGGUUGCUGUCACUUGCAGGGAAUUUGUGCAAACCUUGCAAUGUUACUCUUGCCAUGAACCUGCUCCUGUUGAGAAUUGCCUGAGGAUCCAGAACUGCACAACGAAUGAAACCAUGUGCAAGACUACAAUGUAUUCCCUGGAGGAUGUUUAUCCCUUCACGGGAGUCUUGACGUUCACCAAGACGUGCUCCUCUGUCUGCCUCCCAUCUGACGUGGACGGGAUCGGCCUGACUCGCCCCGUCUCCUGCUGCUACUCUGACUUGUGCAACUUUGAUGGUGCAGCUACUUUGAGGAUCAACUUGGUGCUAGUUGGGAUGCUAGCAGGUUCCCUUUGUGCCCUUUUCUGGACUAGACUGUGAGGAGUUGAUGGGGAGGCCUUUCAUGCUGAAGAACCCAAUGAAGAAGAGAAUAAACCCCUGCCAGCUCAGCUUCCUGGUUGGGUGCCCUGUGAUCAACCCUUGACAGCUUCCAGGAAUUGCUUUUUUAGUACCCACCUGUCCCACACCACCCUUUUUCUGGGACCAAGAGGGAAGCAAAGCUCAGAAAGACCCAACACAAUUUUUUUAAUUGACUCUUGAACAACUCCCAUAAAACGACCUAUGGAGUUUGAUUGCUGUGCUGGUCUGGUUGGUUUUGAACUUAAAAAUUCUGGUAUAUGAAGUAUAUUUAAAGCAAAAAACUCUGUGCUAAGAGUCUUCCAAACCCCCUUAGAGCAUUUUCCCCAGGUGUUAGCCAGUAGAAUAACUGGAAUGGCCAGUUUUCU
Apus apus (common swift) is the source of this 882-nucleotide messenger RNA. RefSeq names its product ly6/PLAUR domain-containing protein 2-like. Gene Ontology annotation, molecular function: acetylcholine receptor inhibitor activity. NCBI's taxonomy places the organism in Eukaryota, Metazoa, Chordata, Aves, Apodiformes, Apodidae. Bases 95 to 478 code for a protein of 127 amino acids. The transcript is spliced from 3 exons. The record is from RefSeq and is a predicted model, not a curated record.